GAAUACCGCGGACAUCGUAAAGACUGUUUGUCGUGUGAUAGGCUAGACGACUGUGGACGUUUAACUAUGUCCAUGGUUUUUUCCGUAGUUGAUUAACCCCUCAUCGUGAAUAAAAGUUUCGUACGGUACGUAUUGUUAGCGGUAUAAAGUUAAGGUGGAAGAAAAUACUCGGAAUGCAACGUAUAUACAAACCGAUACAGGCCAAUAUACCAGGUGCAGGAUAGACUAUGCAAAAGUGAGUGAGGGCGCACAACUCGCGCCCUGGGAGGCGAGGCAUUUCUCGCCGUAUUUGUCAUACCACUUGCGUGUAAAAGGUGGGCGACACGACGACAGUAUAUUUGACGCGCCUUCGUGCCAUCUCUUACGUACGUCGUAAACGUCGUUCAAUUUCCGGACUCGAGUUUCCUGAAAACGACGUCCUUGACUGGUUUAACCCAGCCUUUAACAUGGCCUCCAUAAAACAAGCAUUUAAUGAGGCAGUAGAAAGAGUCUCAACAGUUAGAAUGCCUGCACCAACACGGUUGAGGGAUCUCAUCAGACAAAUAAGAGCUGCUAGAACUGCAGCAGAAGAGAGAACAGUUGUUAACAAAGAAUGUGCUUACAUUCGUUCAACAUUUAGAGAAGAAGAUAGUGUAUGGAGAUGUCGUAAUAUUGCAAAACUUUUAUAUAUUCAUAUGCUUGGAUAUCCAGCUCACUUUGGCCAAUUAGAAUGUUUAAAACUUAUUGCAUCUCCAAGGUUUACAGAUAAACGAAUUGGUUACUUGGGUGCAAUGUUAUUGCUAGAUGAACGACAAGAUGUUCACCUUCUAAUUACAAAUUGUUUAAAGAAUGAUUUAAAUAGCUCCACACAAUUUGUUAUUGGUUUGGCAUUAUGCACUUUAGGUGCAAUUGCAUCACCAGAAAUGGCAAGAGACUUGGCAUCUGAGGUUGAUAGGUUAAUGAAAUCACCAAAUGCAUAUAUCCGGAAAAAAGCAGCUCUUUGUGCAUUUAGAAUUAUUAGACGUGUACCAGAAUUGAUGGAAAUGUUUUUACCUGCUACACGUAGUUUGAUUACAGAAAAGAAUCAUGGUGUGUUAAUUACAGGUGUUACCCUUAUCACAGAAAUGUGUGAAAACAGUGUUGAUACAUUGAAUUACUUUAAAAAGAUUGUGCCAAAUCUUGUAAGGAUUUUAAAGAAUCUGAUACUAGCAGGGUAUUCUCCAGAACAUGAUGUAUCUGGUGUAUCAGACCCUUUUCUUCAAGUAAAAAUAUUACGUCUCCUUCGAAUUUUGGGACGUAAUGAUAUUGAUGCAUCCGAAGCAAUGAAUGAUAUACUUGCACAAGUUGCAACAAAUACCGAAACUAGUAAAAAUGUUGGAAAUACAAUAUUAUAUGAAACUGUAUUAUCUAUUAUGGAUAUAAAAUCUGAAAGUGGACUCAGAGUUUUAGCAGUGAAUAUAUUAGGUCGAUUUUUAUUAAACAAUGAUAAGAAUAUUCGAUAUGUUGCUUUGAAUACAUUACUAAAAACAGUGUAUGUAGACACAAGUGCAGUACAAAGACAUCGUUCAACAAUCUUGGAGUGUUUAAAAGAUCCAGAUGUAUCAAUUAGAAGACGAGCUAUGGAACUCAGUUUUGCACUUGUAAAUUCAAACAAUAUUAGAAACAUGAUGAAAGAAUUAUUACUUUUCUUGGAACGUGCUGAUCCAGAGUUUAAAGCACAGUGCAGUAGUAACAUAGUAAUGUCUGCUGAAAGAUUUGCGCCGAAUAAACGUUGGCACCUUGAAACACUCUUCAAAGUUCUUGUUGCUGCUGGUAAUUAUGUCCGGGAUGAUGUGGUAGCUUGUACCAUUCAAUUAAUUUCAGAAACACAGUCACAGCAAGGUUUUGCUGUUAGUGCAUUGUGGAAAGCGUUAGAAAAGGAUACAUCUGAUAAGCAACCUUUGGCUCAAGUAGCAACAUGGUGUAUUGGUGAAUAUGGCGAUUUAUUAUUGUAUGCACCACCGUCAGAAGAUGUAGAUGCUCCGGUCAAUUUAACGGAAGACGAAGUUAUUGAUGUCUAUCAAAGGUUAUUGUGGAAUCCACAAAACACAGUUAUUACAAAACAAUAUACUUUAUUGUCUCUCACAAAACUGAGUACAAGAUUCCAAAAGGGUAAUGAAAAAAUUCGUCAGAUAAUUGAUACAUUUGGGAGCAAUUUACAUAUAGAGUUACAACAGCGAGGUAUCGAGUUUUCACAAUUAUUUAGAAAAUAUGACCAUUUACGACCUGCGCUGCUAGAAAGAAUGCCCCCUAUGGAAACAGCAAGACCACAAGCUAAUGGAAUUAUCGGUAUGGUAAAUGGAGAACCAGAACCAGAAGAAGAAAAGUCAUCUGUUUUAGAAGCAAGUACCCCACCAUCUGAUUCAAGUGCACUUCUAGAUUUGCUUGGAACUGCUGACUUAGGAAUGACCCCAUCAGUAUCAAAUAAAAAUCCACCUGUUAAUGCAACAACCAUAGUAAACAAUAACGAUCUCUUGGAUCUACUUGGUAGUUUGGAUUUAAGUGCACCAACACCUACAUCUGUACUACCACAGGCACAAACGCCAUCGCAAAUAUUUAGUCCCACUAAUACAACCAACUUUUUAGUGGACGGUUUACUUAAUUCGUCAUCAGUUCAAAAUGAUACUCCUACUAUGGUUGUAUUGGACAAAGCAGGACUUAAAAUAACUUUUAGAUUAGAAAGACCACCUGAUAUCGCUGAUUUAUUAAUUAUCAGUAUGUCAGCUCAUAAUUCUGGAAGUGCUAUAUUGACUGAUUUCUUGUUUCAAGCAGCAGUUCCUAAGACAUUCCAACUACAAAUGUUGUCUCCAUCAAGCACAGUUAUUCCGCCUUCUGGACAAGUUACUCAAAUAUUGAAAAUUACAAAUAUCAACAAAGUACCUCUAAGAAUGAGAUUACGUAUAUCUUAUACUGGACCAGCAGGACCAGUUUUGGAACAAACGGAAGUAAAUAAUUUUCCUUCUUUAACAUCACAGUGACAAGAUAUAUUAAGGAAGACAAUUGUACAUAUGCCUGUUUAAAUAAGUAAUUGAGUCUUAAAUAGACUGAAACCCAAUUUCAUCUCUUCAUCGGGUAAAGUGAAAACAUAUUGGUAA
Messenger RNA from Habropoda laboriosa, 3113 nucleotides. RefSeq names its product AP-1 complex subunit gamma-1 (gene AP-1gamma). NCBI's taxonomy places the organism in Eukaryota, Metazoa, Arthropoda, Insecta, Hymenoptera, Apidae. Gene Ontology annotation, molecular function: clathrin-cargo adaptor activity. The record is from RefSeq and is a predicted model, not a curated record. Bases 447 to 2996 code for a protein of 849 amino acids. Gene Ontology annotation, cellular component: AP-1 adaptor complex; membrane coat; Golgi apparatus. Gene Ontology annotation, biological process: Golgi to vacuole transport; intracellular protein transport; receptor-mediated endocytosis. The transcript is spliced from 14 exons.